Molecule: messenger RNA, 1248 nt
Organism: Blumeria graminis f. sp. triticale
Lineage: Eukaryota; Fungi; Ascomycota; Leotiomycetes; Helotiales; Erysiphaceae
Source: the annotation of a GenBank genome assembly
AUGUCGACACUAAUUCCGGCAAGUCUCAAGGCAGCGGAUCUUACAAGAUUUAUCAGCAGAGCCGCACAACUGGAAACAGUCCGACCUAUUAUUGCAUAUUGGUGUGAAUAUUGGACUGUAAAUCAGAUCUUAACAAAGGGUCUUCACAGUAAUGAUCCAGGUACACUUAAGUUCACUACAAAUUUGAUGGAUAAACUGGAGCAGAUAAAGGCCGAAAACUCCACAAACGAUGCCAUCAUUGAUGAUAUGGCAGGUCAGGCAUAUGUGGAGCAGUUUGCACUCGAAACAUUUCUGAGAGCUGAUCGAGUCUUGAAGGCUAAUAAGGCUACUAAACAAACUGCAAACACCUUCCAAGCAGCUGCAACUUUUUUUGAACUAAUCAAUAUUUGGUCAUCUCCAGACGCGGAAACAACAUCCAAGAUAAAAUAUGCCAAGUGGAACGCUAUUCGGAUAAUACGGGCUCUGAAAGAGGGUAAAGAUCCUAACGAAUCUAACCCGAAGUCAGUAUUUGAUGAUGACUCGGGGCUGCUGACACUGGACCAGAAUGAUCCAGAAGCCGAACAAUCCAAAAGAUCCACGAGUAAUCUAAAUGCGUUUUUUGAAGAAGUUCCAGACGAGCAAGAUGUUAUAAUUACUUCAAAAAGUCAAUUACCGGCAGAUGAAUCUUCAAUUCUUAUUCCAUGUGCAGAGUUAGAAACGUAUCCACCCUUCGAACCUGAUACCGAAGAUGUAGUCAAUGACACAAAAGCUCCUGAUAUACCCUUACCUUCCCGGGAAAUCUUAACAGACGAGAUUACAGACACCAAGAAUCUAAAUGAAUUUCCAACAGUACCGAAAUACAUUUCAUGCUCCAACACCAGUGAAGCACUACCCCAGCAGAACUGUGGCUCGCUUAGGUCUAAACUUAGUCAAAACUUUGAAUCGUUCCCUCCUCCUAGCUUGGCAAACGAUUCGUCGCAUCAAUCCCUGGAACCACCAUAUAGUCCACUCUCGCCAUUUUCUGAUACCAGACCAAUGGCUCUAACACCAAAAAUCCACGAGACCAGCAAAUCUCUCACAUCUAACCCGAUAUCUGUUGCGGCUCCGGUGAUUCCAGUUAAGGUCCCACAAAGCGUGGUGAGAACUGAUACUGCUUCAAUUGAAAAGGCGCAAAAGCACGCGCGAUGGGCGAUUUCUGCCUUGAAUUUUGAGGAUACUGAUACUGCAGUCAAAGAGCUCAAAGAAGCCCUGAAAACACUUGGUUGUUAA